UUUAACAAAGUUUGUACGGUUGUUUGCUUGUUCACUCUGCACGGUGCUUCACCAUGUCGCACUCGCGUUCUCCAAUGCCGCACCUGGCCAUGCGGCAAACAACAGGAAGUUGGAAACCGGCACAAGGCAGAGAGAAAUCUCGCUGGCAGCUACCCCAAGCCGUGCGUGGGGUGCACUCAGGAGCCGAGUUGUUCCCAGAGAAGAGCAGCCUCGUACAGAGGAGCAUGUUAGGCACUUCCACGGGUGAUUUCAAAAGGCGAAAGCCGCGGACGAAGGCUGCAGCGAUCCACAAUGUGCUAGCGCAGGUAGCAUCUUCCAAGACGAAAUUGCCACACUGGCCACGGCCUGUUGAAAGUCGGAGCGCAGGAACCUUGCCUCGGGCUGUCAAGGAAGAGGACAUGAGAAGGACACCCUCUCACCCAGUGAAGCUCCCUUCUACUUCGAUGCCUUCACCGAUGGCAUCGAUGGCACCUUCUCAGCCCUGGCAGCCCUCGCAGCCUCCGCCGCAACCCGCAGCACAGCAGGAACUGACGGAGCCUGUGAAGGAGUCUGCGGAGCCUGUUCCGGGUGCGAAUGGCCGGCAAGGUGGCAAACCGGAGAACACGGAGACUCCUCAGGCUUCAUUGGCCCAGACUACGCCAGUCGGCAAGGAGGGAUCAAACUGUGACCUGCCAGAGCCCAUCAAGUGGCGAGCAGGUUCGCUAGUACCCAGUGUGGCCGAUUGCCUUGAUCGCUACUACGCUGACUUGGUUCCUGCUGAAGAUGUGCAGCGAAUGCGGGUGAUAUUCUCGCGCUUUGCAAAUUCCAACUUCGAAGUGGCCAAGGAGGACCUCCCCGAAAUGUUGCGUCGCCUUUGCUUUUUCCUGGUGUCUGGAGACCAGUGCAAUCAGAUUGCCAAAGAGGCUACGAACUUCGAGGCCUUGGACUUCAAUGACUUCCAGGAUUUUUAUGAACGCUACGCCCAGUACGAGCGGAGAAUGAUGCACGUGAGGCUGAAAAGGUGGCGUCCAAACCCUUCGGCCCGUGAAGAUGCAGACUUUCCUUUGCAGAACAUCCGCACGUUAUUACGAUCUUUCAGUGUCGUGUGCACUGCUGAUGCAUUUAACAGUAUCCGAGAAGUGGCGGGGUUGAAGCGGCAUGACUGUGACCACUCCAUCGCCCUGAUUCGUUUUCUUGCAGGCUAUCGCUCCUGCGAAGGCUUCACAGUAACAGAGCUGCAAAGGCUGACUCAAGCCUUUCAUCACUGUGAAAGUGAUGUUGUGAAUCUGGGCCCAGAGGGCCGACUGAUUCGUCCAAGCGAGCUUGCACGGGGAUUGUUGCACUUUGGAGGACUCUACUGUAUAGAUCACUUGCAAGCACUGAUCGACAGUCAGUCACACCAUUUCCAAGAGAAGACGCAUGGGAUCUGCUUCUUUGAGUUCCUGGUAAAUGCGCGGUUGCUGCGUCAGAUGGAGCUUUCUGAAGUUGCCGGCUACUUCCAGAAUUUAGACACAGACAAGGAUGGAUACAUUUGGGGCCAGGACUUGCAAGACCUCUGCAAACCAUUGGGGUUCAGUCUACUGACAGCUGAGCUUAAUGAGCUGCAGGGCGACCAGGGCAUCAGUGCAGACUCGCAGCUGUCCCUGGACGAUGCCUUCAACUUUAUCAUGCAUGUUCGAGAAAAGAAUGGAUUCACGGCAGGAGAACGCCAAGAAUUCUUGAAGACCUUUGACCACUUUUGUAAAGCCAACCGUGAAAUGCCCACGCUUCAGGUGAUGGAGCUCUUGGACUGGCAAGGUUUCAAAAAUCGUGUGGAGGAUGUGCGAAAGAUGGUGCAACAAGUCGACUUCAAUGAAAAUGGCACCAUGGACGAAACCGAGUAUUUACGUUUGAUGCGCUUGCAGAAGGAGAUCAAACUGUCAGUUUAUAGAAAGGUUUACGAGCAGCAAGAGCUGGCCAGCAAAGCUCUCACCAAAGAAGCACUGUCAGAAGCCUUGGAUGAGGCUGACCUCCAUGUGCCGCCUCGUCUGGUGGAAGACACAUUUCUCAAGUGUGUAGCUGAGCAGGGGCAAGUAUCUGCAGGCAUCACCUGGGACACUUGGGUGAAAGCGGCUGAGCAGAGCAGGAAGCUAAUUCCAGUGGAGAACCGAAAGCAGGCUUCCUUCACAGAUGCAGAGCUGCAACAGCUCAGGACAGCGUUUGAUCUUCAAAGCUCCGACGGCUGUGUUUCAAAGGGCCAACUUUUGUGGAUGCUGGCUGACUCCGGUAUGCCCGUCAACAAGGCGAGCGGCCGCCGUGAUCUGUAUCUUAGUCUGGAUCGGGCAAGGAGAAAGGCCCUUGAGGCCGGUGUGGCAGAAGAGGAAGUGGGGCGACCACGAAGCCCCAACAUCCGUUUUUUCCCAGUGGUGCAUUUGGCACGGGCAUUUCUCAAGAAUACACAGCAGAAGGUUUUGGAACGAGAAGAGGCAGCUAUGAGGGCAGUGCGCUUCUCUUCAGCGGAGGUCAUUGAGCUUCGCUCACUUUUCGAGAGUGAGGCUCAGGAGUGCGUCAAGGAGGAUUUACAAGAAAGACUUGAGGCAACAGAAAGAAGACAAGCUAAGUUCUGAAAUGACGCUGCACACGACUAAAGAACUAGUCCUAGAAGUUUCAGAGAAAGUUAUAUAAAGAUGUUGAAAGUUAAGUUUCAGAGAUCUACUGUAGCUUUCAGGCCAUUUUUCUAAUUCGUAGCUGCAGCUCUUUUGGGAGGGCCAUCGUUGUUGUGAUUGUUGUUGUAAGAUGUUGUAAGUGUUAUUGCUAUUUAUGCUAUGGAUGGUGCUCUAACUUCAAUCAACAGAAGACGAUUCAGAAACAAAAAGUAGCCGAUUCAGAAGCUGACCGAUUCAGAAGCUAGCCGAUUCAGAAACUGCAUGGUGGGGGUGGGGUUUGGGUAGGGUGACGUUGACGUUCCUGUGAAGUUGCAAACAGUGGGCACGGGUGGGAUGGUGACGCUCCUUUGAUUUUGCGCACACUGGGCACGGGUGGUGGGGUUGGGGUGAGGUGGGACGUUCCCGUUCUAGUUUCCGAAUCCUAGUUUCCGAAUCCGUGCCGUCCCUAGUUUCCGAAUCCUGGGCCACCCUAGUUUCCGAAUCCGCGGUUCUAGUUUUAGUAUCUGCUGUUGACCUAACUUCAACAUAGGGCUAGGUAAAUGGCGCUGGUUCUUGUUCGGAGUCACGCGUACAUUGUAUUGGAAUAUGUUGUCAAAGCAUCCCAAAGCCAGUGCACCUGUACUCAGGGAGAUGAAACGCGCAAACGCAGCUUGGGGACUGUAAUUAGACUUCUUGGCUGCUUAGUGCAAAAUUCAGUGCCCUUGCCAGUGACAGAUACUUCAUUCCUUUGAGGUUUUUGCAACACUUGCUCUUGAAGUUUUGCACAAAUUCACAUGCAAAAGCUGAGGUCAAGAGGCCAGAGUGCCCACCAGCAAGGUUAUAUUGAUGACGGCGCGGAUAGGGGCUCGGAUAAAGAUCUCUCAGAAAGAGGAGCUUUACUCCAAGAUCCGCGAGCUUUGCGUCCAAGACCCUGGAGAGACUCAUCGGGGCAUCGACUUCCCCUGCUUCUUGCAGCUCAUGCAGUGGAUGUUGGAUUGCAACUUUGGAGAAAUCAAUGAAGCAGCGGAGCGAUCAAUCAAGAACUGACACAAAAAAAACAGUGGGUCAAGCUGUACACGAUUAUUCAAUUGCUUGUA
Durusdinium trenchii is the source of this 3700-nucleotide messenger RNA. Lineage: Eukaryota; Dinophyceae; Suessiales; Symbiodiniaceae. The record is from the annotation of a GenBank genome assembly.